UCUGACUCGAUUUAUCGAAUCCCGGAAAAUACACAACCGAAACAUCUUGGCGCACCGGCCGGGAACUCGAGGUUCAGAUUCGUCUGGUUUUUUUUUCUCGUUUUUUUUUAAAUUCAUUUUUUUUUCGGUUUGUUUUUUUUCUCUCGUCAAAAUUCGCGCGCGCACCGCAAGCCUUCGGCGACUCGGCUUGCGAGGAGUGAAAGUGCAGUGCAGUGAAAGUGCAGUGAGAGUGCAAGAGUGCAGUGAAAGUGCAGUGAGAGUGCAGUGAGAGUGCAGUGAAAGUCCAGUGUGCUGGGCACUGAGAGCCCGAGAAAUAAGACAAGAAAGUUCAAAAUUUAAAUUUUAUUGUUGUGUCACCAGUGAACAUUUUGGAUACACAUCAUCACAGGAGGCAUACAGCAGAAUCAUGCACCUAAUUCACCACCAAGGCGAUCUCUUCGAUUGUCCUUACUGGGUUCCAAUUGUUCACUGUGUAUCAUACGACGGUAAAAUGGGCGCCGGCAUAGCAAAAACAGUGCAAUCAAUAUUUAAUGUUCGAUCAGAAUUUUUGGCAACAGAGCGAGAAGUGGGUGGCCUAGUCGCAGUUUGGCGAAGCCACCGCUUCAUUGUUAACUUAAUCACUAAAUUACGUUACUGGCACUUACCUACACUGGAUUCGCUGCAAAGUUCGCUGCGCGCACUGCGGUCAUUUGUUGUGGACAACAACAUUGGUGUCCUCGCAAUGCCAGAGAUCGCAGCUGGCCUGGACAAAAUUCACUUGAAUUUGGUCAUAGAGUCCCUGUACCAAGUCUUUCAAGACUUGGAUAUAGAGAUUCAUAUGUACCAUUUGUGACCUCUACGACUGCUAGAUUUGACCAUUUUUUUUUUCUCAAAUUUCUUUUAAACUAUGAAAAAAAAAUUGUUGUAAUGAUUAUUAACGAAUGUUAUUUAGAGCCAAGAUCAAUUAAUAAUUGGGAUUUCAUCUCUAUUUUGUUUUAGAUG
Messenger RNA from Thrips palmi, 981 nucleotides. RefSeq names its product ADP-ribose glycohydrolase OARD1-like. The record is from RefSeq and is a predicted model, not a curated record. Gene Ontology annotation, biological process: peptidyl-glutamate ADP-deribosylation. NCBI's taxonomy places the organism in Eukaryota, Metazoa, Arthropoda, Insecta, Thysanoptera, Thripidae. The transcript has 2 exons. Bases 407 to 832 code for a protein of 141 amino acids.